Messenger RNA from Pteropus alecto (black flying fox), 2199 nucleotides. RefSeq names its product transmembrane protein 189. The transcript has 6 exons. Gene Ontology annotation, biological process: ether lipid biosynthetic process. The coding region runs from base 58 to 873 and encodes 271 amino acids. Gene Ontology annotation, molecular function: plasmanylethanolamine desaturase activity. Lineage: Eukaryota; Metazoa; Chordata; Mammalia; Chiroptera; Pteropodidae. The record is from RefSeq and is a predicted model, not a curated record. Gene Ontology annotation, cellular component: endoplasmic reticulum membrane.
CUGCCGCCGCAGCCGCCGCUGCCAGCAGAGCGCACCGGGCGGGCAGGGCGAGUGGCCAUGGCGGGCACCGAGGACGGGCCCGGCCAGCAGCCGGAGCUCGACGAAGACGAAGCAGCGUAUUGCCGGCGCUGGGGCGCGCAGCACGCCGGAGCCCGUGAGCUGGCCGCGCUCUACUCUCCAGGCAAGCGCUUCCAGGAGUGGUGCUGUGUGGUCCUGUGCUUCAGCCUCAUUGCCCACAACGUGAUCCACCUCCUGCUGCUGGCCCGCUGGGAGCAUACGCCCCUCGUAAUGCUGGGUGUUGUUGCAGGGGCUCUCAUUGCUGACUUCUUGUCUGGCCUGGUGCACUGGGGAGCUGACACUUGGGGUUCCGUGGAGCUGCCCAUCGUAGGGAAGGCUUUCAUCCGACCAUUCCGGGAGCAUCACAUUGACCCGACAGCCAUUACACGUCAUGACUUCAUUGAGACAAAUGGUGACAACUGCCUGGUGACACUGCUGCCGCUGCUGAACAUGGCCUACAAGUUCCGCACCCAGAGCCCCGAAGCCCUGGAGCAGCUGUUCCCCUGGGAGUGCUUCAUCUUCUGCCUGAUCAUCUUUGGCACCUUCACCAACCAGAUCCAUAAGUGGUCACACACGUACUUUGGGCUGCCUCGCUGGGUCACCCUCCUGCAGGACUGGCACAUCAUCCUGCCGCGUAAACACCAUCGCAUUCAUCACGUCUCACCCCAUGAGACCUACUUCUGCAUCACGACAGGCUGGCUCAACUACCCUCUGGAGAAGAUGGGCUUCUGGCGACGCCUAGAGGACCUCAUCCAGGGCCUGACGGGGGAGAAGCCUCGGGCAGAUGACAUGAAAUGGGCCCAGAAGAUCAAAUAACUCCUCCAGCCUGCCACCUCGUUGCCAACCUUCCCCAGCCCCCCCAAACCGAAGCCAUCUGCCAAAUUCCAGCUUUCCUUGCGCUGGUUCCUCCAAGUGGAGAGGACACCUCCUGGGCUGGGCCCGGGCACCCCCAGCCCCACCCUUCGUGACACAGAAUACUUGAGCCACUGAUUUUUCAUUUCCUUUUUUUCUGUUUUCUUUCCUUGGCCCCUCCCCAGCCACCUGAGCUGCUCUGUCUGCCAAGCCUGACUAUGCAGAAAAAGGAGCCCCAUCCUGCCAGGCAUCACUUGGGUAGAGGGGAAGCUCACCCACUCCCCACUCCCACCAACCCUGGCCCCAAUGGGCAGCCCUUCAGCGUGGCUAGCAUUGGGGCCACUGAGUCAUCUUAUCUGUCCCAGCGGUCUCGGAGCUCCCAGGCUCACCUCAGUGUUCCUGGAGCAUUGCCCUGCCAUCGCCCUGCAAACUGACCCCAAAGGCCUAGGUGGGCGGACAUCCCCAGCCACCACCUUCAGAAGCCUGGCCUGUCCACCCAUGGAUAGCAAAGUGCAGCAAAGCUCUGAGGAGAGCUGGCCGGAAGAGGCCAGAAUCCCCUGCCCAAGUCUGGACCCCACUUCUCCCCCAGCCCUCCCCCUAUCUGCCCACGUGAUUCCAGGCCAGAGCUGAUGUUUCUAAUCUAAGGAAGGAUGUCAUUGCAGGGCAUAGCACCUGCAGUGGGUUUUGGUCAUUUGGAAGAGGACACAGUGUCCCCUCUGGCCAGGGGUAUGUCAGAGAAGAAUGAAAUAAUGGGGCUUUUUUGUUUUGUUUUUUUUUUAAAGGUGCUUGCUUGUUUAAUGUAAAUAAUAGAAAGCCUUAAUAUCUUUUCUGUAACACGGAGUAAUAUUUUAAUGUCAUGUUUUGGAUGUAUAUAAUAUAUUUAUAACAAAGCAGCAAGAAUCUACUUAACCUUGGCUGCCUCGUGUUUCCUGGUUGGCUGGGGGAGGAGGGGUAAGGAGCCUGGAGGAUGAGGUCCCACCCCUAGCCCAUUCCCAGCUCCCCCUCAAACCCAGGGCUCAGGAUGGGGCCUCUGUCACCUGAGAAAGUGAAUUAAGGUUGACAUCUCCAAAGACUUUCGGAGAGGACCCACAAUUUGGUAAGGAGUGGUCUUCAUGCAGAUCAUGAUGAUAGAAUAAUUAAGGCUGAUCCCUAUUUGUGAAUUCUUCAGCAAAUGUUUAUUGGCACCUGGUGUGUGCCAGGCUCUGACCUGGACAUUGGGGCACAGCAGUGAAGACAGACAAAGACCCUAGUGGAGUGACCUCCUGGGAAGACAAUAAACAAAUAAAUGCA